AACCCCACAUGUUUGAUUAAUGCCACAUGCCUUUAGUACAGUUAGAAAUCCUUUGAUCGUUGAUUGAUGUCACUACAAAAGCUCCUCACUACAUGUCUGCACACAUUCGAGGCUCUUCUUUUUCUCAGGCAAUGGGUCUGAGUGUGUAUUGCAGAGCGCACAAGCCCAGUACUAGAUGUACAACAAGCUCACGACAUCUUUUUUGUUCUCCUUUUCACCUCUGUCACACUCUCCGUCUCAUUUUACAUUUAUUCAUUCUUAAUAGAAACAGAAGCAUAUUUUUCCUUUGCCUCCACUCCACUUCCGCCCUCCUUCUCUAUACUUUACUCUGCUCUAUCCUACUUUUCCACCUCACUCUUGCUCUUUGCUUCUCUCCUCUCUUCCUCUUCCUUUUCCUCUUGACUAUUGGUCACUUCCUGCCAAAUUUUCCUUUUCAACACCUUAUCUAGUAUCCAAGAAGAGCAUGAGCGCUCCGAGUCAUACUCGCCAUACUCAGGGCACUCUACACAGCCACAGCAGCACUAAUGGAGCCGCCGUUGUAGGAAACACAGUACCAACUACUGGCUCUGCUAGUUCAUCUACCCCCACACCACCUGUACCGCACAUUCCUAAAUAUACUCGAUUGUCAGCUGCGGGUGUAGAGUCAAAGCCUACACAGCUCAAGGAUGGGGAUGUUGUCCAAUUGGGUGUGGAUUAUCAAGGAGGCACGCAAGAAAUCUAUCGAUGCGUAAAGAUGCGUUUGGAAUUAAAUCGCUCAUGGCAACAGCAACCGAAUGCAUUCAGGAUGAAUACCCUCAAGGCCAUCCGGUCUCUCACAACAGCUAAUGCAGCAAGUUCCACUGACUGUUGUAUCUGUCUUUUCCGCAUUGCAUCCUUCCAGUCACUUUUUGUUGCUCCUUUUCUCUGUGUAUCAUUACAAAUGCAUCCGACCUCUUUUAAUGGCCAACAUCCAGGGUUUUAUGUCCACUCUGCAGGACAUUUGCUGAUCUUGAUGACAGUGUCGAAAUCGAUGAACCAGUUGAGGAGGAAAUACUUGCCGAAGAAGUGGCCGCUGCGAUUGAAAAUCCAACUCGCAGACAAGAGGAAAUUUCUAAUGAUCGAAAUUGCGAAGGGCUUGAAGCCUAUGCAUCUACACCUCCGUCAGAACUGGCACACACGUUUCAACCUUGGGCACCUCCCGAGAGCUGGUUAUUGCCAGCGGAGCCUAUAGCAGGACAAGAACAAGAACAAAGACAAGGACAAAGACAAGGACAAAGACAAGGACAAAGACAAGCACAAGGACAUUGUAAUGCCCCAGAUACUAGAAGAGACGCAGAACCACAACAACAUGGUGCAGAGCCAUCUGUGUCGACGGCCAUCACCCAUGCUGAUUUUACACCACAAUCACGAUUGGCAAGAGAGCAAUCUCCUUCAGCGUUUUUCUUAGGCUCAGAAUCGAUUUCAUUUGGCGUCCUGCAGU
This is a messenger RNA of Lobosporangium transversale, 1459 nucleotides long. RefSeq lists its product as hypothetical. The transcript has 6 exons. Lineage: Eukaryota; Fungi; Mortierellomycota; Mortierellomycetes; Mortierellales; Mortierellaceae. The coding region runs from base 464 to 1210 and encodes 248 amino acids. The record is from RefSeq and is a predicted model, not a curated record.